GUUGGACUUGGAUUAUUCACCAACAGGAGAAGAGAUAGUUACAGGUGCAUACGAUAGAACUCUUCGUCUUUUUUAUUCACGGCAAGGACAUAGCCGUGAUAUUUACCAUACCAAGCGGAUGCAACGAAUCUUCUGUGUGAAGUUUAGUAUGGACUCAAAAUAUGUGCUUUCUGGUUCGGAUGACGGGAACAUUCGACUUUGGAAAGCAAAUGCGUCCGAAAAAAUUGGCCCGAAAGAUUACAGAGAACGAGCAUAUUUGGAAUAUGCUGAAAAACUCAAAGAUCGUUAUAAAAAUUUACCAGAAAUUAAAAGAAUAUCCAGGCAUCGACACAUACCAAAAGCUGUUAAAAAUGCCCAAGACACAAAACGUAUUAUGUUACAAUCUCAACGCCGUAAAGAAGAGAAUUUGCGCAAGCAUUCUAAAAAGGAUUCUGUACCAUAUAAGGCUGAGAGGAAAAAAA
Cetraspora pellucida is the source of this 461-nucleotide messenger RNA. The record is from the annotation of a GenBank genome assembly. NCBI's taxonomy places the organism in Eukaryota, Fungi, Glomeromycota, Glomeromycetes, Diversisporales, Gigasporaceae.